AUGAUUGAGGAUUACAUACACCAUUCAAUGCCAGUUGUACUUGCUGAACAGACUGCUCUUCGUCAAAUUGAAUCUAUAAUUAAUCAGAGUGGUAAAACUUUAACUGAUUAUAAUUUGCCUACAUUAGAUCAGUUAUUAGAUAAUGUCCUAGAAAAUGAUGAUGGAGAUAUUCAGUUAUUUAUUGAUGAAGCAAAUCAAGUUAGACCAUUAUUAAACGAUAAUCAGCGUAAUGUAGCUGAUGCAAUCCUUGCUGCACUUAGUGAAGAACCUAAUAAUGAAAAUAAGCAUUUAAGAUUUUUCUUUAUGGAUGGUCCUGCCGGUUGUGGUAAAACAUUUACUUACAAUUAUUUAAUUGCUGAAACACGCAGCAGGCAUAUUAGAACUGCAACAGCUGCAUGGACAGGAAUAGCUGCAACUCUUCUUAAGAAUGGAUGCACAUUGCACGGCUUAUUCAAACUUCCUGUUCCAAUUUUGGAAACUAGCACAUGUAAUGUAACUCCAAACUCCAUUCAUGGUAGAUUCCUGAGACAAGUUAGUUUAUAUUUACUCGAUGAAGCAUCUAUGAUACCCAAACAUGCUUUGAGUGCCAUUGAUAAGUUAUUACAAGAUAUUUGUAAUAAUAAGUUUCCUUUUGGUGGUAAAGUUAUUCUUAUGGGUGGAGAUUUUCGACAAAUACUUCCAGUUGUGAAGAGAGGUCGACCAGCAAAUGUUGUAGAAUCAUGUAUAAAGUGUUCUGAACAUUGGCAAUAUGUGCAAAGGUUUUCAUUAACUGAAAAUAUGAGGGUUCAGAUAGGAGAAGAGGAAUUUUCUCAAUGGCUUUUAAAGCUUGGAAGUGGAACAUUACCUGUCAAGCCUGAAGAUCCUUUGCAAGGGUGUAUUGAAAUACCUGAGCAGUGUUUUCUCAAUGAUAAUGAAUCUAUUGUGGAAAAGAUUUUUGGUGGUGCAGAAGAAGCUGAUUAUGCAAAACGUGCUAUUUUAACACCAACAAAUGUUGAUUCAUUGGCAAUAAAUGAAGAAGUCCUUCAUCGAUUACCGGGUGAUGUUAAAACUUAUUUAAGUUCAGAUAGCAUUGAAACUGAUGAUCAUAAUGAAAUUUAUAAUUUUCCAGUUGAGUUUUUAAAUACUUUGACUCCAUCAGGUAUGCCUGUUCAUUGCCUAAAGUUGAAAAUUGGUGCUGUUAUAAUGCUACUUAGAAAUUAG
This is a messenger RNA of Hydra vulgaris (swiftwater hydra), 1200 nucleotides long. RefSeq names its product ATP-dependent DNA helicase pif1-like. The record is from RefSeq and is a predicted model, not a curated record. Gene Ontology annotation, biological process: DNA repair; telomere maintenance. Gene Ontology annotation, molecular function: DNA helicase activity. Lineage: Eukaryota; Metazoa; Cnidaria; Hydrozoa; Anthoathecata; Hydridae.